CGUUAACGACUCCUUUUUUUCAAAUCCAAAAAAUUUCUUCUUCUUCUUCUUCUUCUUCUUCGUCGUAGACGGCCACCGACUCUCCCAACCCUUUUUUCCUUUCCUUUCCCUUUUGUUUUUUUUUUGUUUUUUUUUGUUUUUUUUUUUUUUUUCUGUUUUUUCGGGUUCUCUCCCUCCUCCGAAUGCCCGAUGGAUUUAAUAUCAAAUGUCUUGCCGUUAUGACAAAAUAAGAGGCCUUUCUAAUUCUUUCCACGUAUGGCUAUCGACUCCAAGGCCGAAUUAGGAGGUUUGAGAGAUCUGGAGAAGGGACUGAAAAUGGCAUCGGCGUCAUGCAGUCCCGUGGCUCAAACGUCGCCGAUUGUGCGUUGUCCAUCGACGCCGACUCUUGUCCUAUCCAAUUCCGGCAAGGCUCUACUGGUUUCCAAUUCCAGUAAGUCACUGGUGGUUUCCAAUUCCGGUAAGCGGAUGGAUCAAGUUGGGAAGAAAAAAUACGUGAAGCAGGUGACCGGAAGGCACAACGACACCGAGCUCCAUUUGGCCGCCAAGAAGGGCGAUUUGGCCGUCGUCAAACAAAUUAUUGCAGAUAUAGAUGCACAGAUGGUUGGAACGCUUAAUGGUGCAGAGUUCGAUGCAGAGGUUGCCAAUAUAAGGACGUCGAUUGUGAAUGAGGUGAAUGAGUUGGGAGAGACGGCUCUCUUCACCGCGGCGGAGAAAGGACAUCUCAAUGUGGUGAAGGAACUCUUGCAGUACUCUACUAAAGAGGGUAUUUCUAUGAAGAACCGGUCCGGGCUUGAUCCGUUGCAUGUUGCUGCAAGUCAAGGUCACCAAGCCAUUGUUCGGGUACUAUUGGAAUAUGACCCUGGACUAAGCAAAACUGUUGGUCAGUCAAAUGCAACCCCUCUUAUAACGGCGGCUACAAGAGGGCAUUUACAAGUAGUUAAUGAAUUGCUAUUGAAAGAUUCUUGCAUAAUUGAUGCCUCUAGAUCCAAUGGGAAGAAUGCAUUACAUCUAUCUGCAAGGCAGGGGCAUGUGGAUAUUGUAAGAGCAUUGCUUGAGAAGGAUUCACAACUUGCACGGAGGACGGAUAAGAAAGGACAGACUGCAUUGCAUAUGGCUGUAAAAGGGGUUAGCUCUCAAGUGGUGAGGUUGCUUCUUCAAGCUGAUCCAGCUACUGUCAUGCUCCCUGACAAGUUUGGCAAUACAGCUUUACAUAUUGCCGCUAGAAAGAAGCGGGUAGAGAUAGUGAAUGAGUUGUUACUCCUUCCUGACACCAAUGUGAAUGCUCUAACAAGAGACCAUAAAACAGCCAUUGACAUAGUUGAAGGACUCCCCCUCUCGGAAGAAACUGCAGAGAUAAAGGAUUCCUUGGCUCGAUAUGGAGCUGUCAGAGCAAAUGAACUUAACCAGCCAAGGGAUGAGCUUAGGAAAACCGUAACACAGAUAAAAAAAGAUGUCCACAUCCAGCUAGAGCAAACCCGCAAAACCAAUAAGAAUGUGGAUGGGAUUGCGAAGGAGCUUCGUAAGCUUCACAGGGCAGGUAUCAAUAAUGCCACUAACUCAGUCACCGUGGUAGCUGUUCUCUUUGCAACAGUAGCCUUUGCUGCUAUUUUUACAGUUCCUGGUGGUGAUAAUGAGAGUGGUAUGGCUGUGAUGGUGAGCAGUGCAUCAUUCAAGAUCUUCUUCAUCUUCAAUGCUGUGGCACUCUUCACAUCAUUGGCUGUUGUUGUGGUACAAAUCACACUUGUCAGGGGAGAGACAAAGACAGAGAGAAGGGUUGUGGAGGUGAUAAAUAAGUUGAUGUGGUUGGCCUCUGUCUGUACCACAGUCGCAUUUAUUUCAUCAUCUUAUAUAGUGGUUGGUCGGCAUCAUAGGUGGGCUGCCAUUCUUGUUACAGUUAUAGGGGCAGCUACCAUGACUGGGGUUCUUGGCACCAUGACUUAUUAUGUGGUGAAGUCGAAACGGAUUCGCAAAGUAAGAAAGAAGUCAAGGACUGUAACCAACUCGUGGCGCCGCUCGGAGUCUGAUUCAGAACCAAACCCUAUUUAUGCCAUUUGAUGUUAAACCUGGCUCUGAACUAGCCUCAGAUACCUCGUCCACAUUAUAAAUACGAAGAAGAAGAAUGAGAUAGGAGCAGUUUGGCCCCGAGGGGAUUUGAGCUGUAGAUGAAGAGAAUCUUGGGUGUAAUUUUUUGAAUGAAUGGCUUCUUGGAAGAUAUUGAAAUAUCCAGGUGUUUAAAGGGUUUGGAGAAAAACCAGUCAAUGACCUUGAAUCUUUACAGAGGCACUGAAUGAGAAAUCAUCCAAUUAUUUUUUGGUAUAUGCAUAGUAUUAACCUCAAAAUGUAAAAUAUAUAUAUAUAUAUAUAUAUAGGUUUGUCACUUGUAUAAGAAUUUGAGAAUAGAUAGUGGCUUGUUUAUAUGUAGAUUAAAAAAAAGAAAAAAAUUGAAUCAAUUGGCUGGAGCUGCGAAACAAGGUUUAAAAGCUGUUGAAUUGCUCUUCACUACCUGGCCUUUUUCUCUGUUAUGGUGAGCAGCUGAUACAAUGCUGGCUUAGCUCCAUUAAUGGGACAACCUUCACCAUUGAAAUCAAAAUCCAUGUUUGUAGAGAAUGCAAAUAUGGAUGUAGCAAGCCACUGUAUGAAGUAUGGAAGAGAUUUUGAAUAUAAGGAAAACGACAGUCAAGACGGUAGGAGAAUCAGGGGCCAGAAGAAGUCAAUUUUGUUCAAUACAUGACCCAGGGGUAUCACAUUCACAUGAUGUUGUCUAGAGGCAUUUAAUCAGUGUGAAUAUGCAUUUUUUUCCUUUUUCCUUUUUCGGCUAUGGUGUGCAUUGCCAGUGAUUUUUCAAAAAAAGCUUUUUUU
This is a messenger RNA of Ziziphus jujuba (common jujube), 2859 nucleotides long. RefSeq names its product ankyrin repeat-containing protein ITN1. Bases 256 to 2055 code for a protein of 599 amino acids. The record is from RefSeq and is a predicted model, not a curated record. The transcript is spliced from 4 exons. Gene Ontology annotation, cellular component: plasma membrane. Lineage: Eukaryota; Viridiplantae; Streptophyta; Magnoliopsida; Rosales; Rhamnaceae. Gene Ontology annotation, molecular function: protein phosphatase regulator activity; protein phosphatase 1 binding.